This is a messenger RNA of Aspergillus versicolor CBS 583.65, 1617 nucleotides long. RefSeq lists its product as uncharacterized. The coding region runs from base 1 to 1617 and encodes 538 amino acids. The transcript has 2 exons. The record is from RefSeq and is a predicted model, not a curated record. Lineage: Eukaryota; Fungi; Ascomycota; Eurotiomycetes; Eurotiales; Aspergillaceae.
AUGCCUCAUUUACAACGUCUACCGGAUGAGAUAUUGCUUCUUAUUAUCAUCAACCUCUCAAGCAGCAAAGAUGUCGCCGCGCUCUCUAUCCAGUUUCGCCGGAUGCAUCAAGUCUGCGCGCCCGAUCUCGCGAAACGUCGCCGGUAUCGACGCAUCAGGAUCCGCAAGGACGAGCAUCUGAAUCCUGCGUUUGAAAUCCUGCUUUCAAUCCUACGGAAGCCAUAUCUGGGCACAUACGUGCGACACCUGGAAAUCGACCGCCAGCCUGUCCACUCCAGCGCGUACCGCAAGGUCGAGAAUGCGGACUGUCUACGAUCGCUUAGUGCCAGCGAUUUGGAUCUCGUUAAAAAGGCAGUUGGACGACUUCCGUCUCUGCGAUAUGAUGACGAUGUAUUCCUGACGAAGGAUGCACUCCUGAAUAUGGUGCUGCAGAAGAAGAUUGAUAUUAGUCCCCCUGGGCAUCGCUCGUCCUUUUACGCGAAUAAUACCGAUCGAGCGGUAUUCAUAGGCCAGGCGAUCGCAGUGCUACUGAUGAGUGUUUGCCCGGAACUGGAGUCCCUGGUCCUGGGUGCUCCCUUUAUCGUAGACGAUGGUAUCGUGGAUCCAUCUGAGCACCACCUUGGGUAUCGUACAGUUGCAUUCCCACUCGAUAGGUUCCUUAAUUCCGUCACUUCGUCGGAUGAUGAGUCCGCCGAGUCAAAUUGGGGCCUGGAACCAGGCGGCCUAUAUCUGCAGGAAGUGCGUAGCAUCGAAUUCCUCCCACGCCCAUACCUGAGCAGCAAGUGGUACUCGCCAUGCGACAUACGAAGUUGCCUCGACAUAACUCAAGACCUUCCCAACCUCCAAGCCAUCAGCGUCGAUGGUAUGAAGGACUUUGAUGAAUCAUAUUUCAGGCACCACCUUGGACGCAACAACAUCCAAAACAUAAGGCUUCACCGAUCGCUAGUCGGGACAGGCGUGCUCGUCCGGCUGAUCUGUGCUCCAAGAAAACUUCGCGAAUUUACAUACACAAGUGGGUACGUUGACUACAUGCCUCUCGCGGAACUUGGUGGUAAGUAUGGCCAUGUUGGGCGGCGAGCACACGAAAGUGAGGAUCCCUAUACAUUCAACACUCCGUGGUUUAUUGGCGGCAUCCUGAACCACAAGAAGACGCUUGAAACGUUAGAACUUGAUUGCGACUACCAGUUUCAGAACGAUGGCUCAUCGCGGCCGGUAUCUCGUUGGCUGCAGAGUCCGCCAUGGUCUCUCGGUAACCACGGCUCGCUCAAGGACUUUACAGCCCUGACCUGUCUUGAUGUUGGCGUGGAGAUGUUCUUUGUGCUAGUGAAGGGAGCUGGACCGGGCUCCAAAUCCGAGAGCCUCGACCUUAUUGACGAGCUGCCUCAGAAACUACACUCUCUUACAAUUCGUGGCUAUGAGAAGGGGAAAGAUCCCGAGAGGGACGGUCAGCUUGAGAAUCUAGAGCACGGUGUCAAUAGUGGUCUGUAUCCACGUCUGAAGGAAGUGCGUGGUAUCCGUGAGCGUAUCCCAGCGGGAACAUAUGCCCUGCGGGAGACUUGGCUGGGAGGAGAAGAUCCUGACUUUACGCUUGACGAUUGGACUGACUAUGAUGAAUGA